This is a messenger RNA of Dibothriocephalus latus, 214 nucleotides long. NCBI's taxonomy places the organism in Eukaryota, Metazoa, Platyhelminthes, Cestoda, Diphyllobothriidea, Diphyllobothriidae. The record is from the annotation of a GenBank genome assembly.
CAGUGACUCUGAUGAAGUUGAGGAGGAAGAAGAGGAUACUGAAUUUAUACCGGUCGAUCAUGGACAGGGUAACAAGGAGCUCGAGGUGCCGAAGGUGGAAUUGCCUGCUGUUAGUCCUGUGAAAUCGCCAGUUGCUUCUGCAGCCAGCACGGAGGAGAAGUCUGCCAAGCCUCCCACCGCUCUCUGCAGUUUUAGGGCUGCUUUUGAGGCCUAG